This is a messenger RNA of Staurois parvus, 313 nucleotides long. The record is from the annotation of a GenBank genome assembly. NCBI's taxonomy places the organism in Eukaryota, Metazoa, Chordata, Amphibia, Anura, Ranidae.
AGGAAUGAUUCGUUCUCAGGAGCCCAGUGAAAACAAGCAUGAUACCAUGAUUGGUUGCCACCUGUACAAUAAGUCCAUCCAUGAAAUUUCCUUGCUACUAAAUAUUCCACAGUCAGCUGGUAGUGGUAUUAUAACAAAGUGGAAGCAACUGGGAACAAAAGCAACUAAGCCCACCACUGGACUCUAGAGCAGUGGAGACGUGUUCGCUGGAGCGACAAAUUGCCCUUCUCUGUCUGGCAAUCCCAUGGACGUGUUUGGGUUUGGCUUUUGCCAUGAGAAUGAUACUUGCCUGACUGCAUCGUGCCAAGUGUAA